AUGAGCGAAUACACUGAAGAGUUUUUGUCGAACCUGGCGAAAUCCCUAUUCAAUGCGAUCAAUUCAUCUACGGGGAAACUGCCUGAAAAAAUCCGGGAGAAACUACAGUACUUACCGGUUGGUAUCCGCAGGAAAGUAAUGCAGAGAACGUUCGAUGGUGCUACGGCCUUAUCCAAAGCCUGUGUAGUUGGAAACGUUGAAAUUAUUGACUAUCUUGUGAAGGUUUGUGACGCUGAUAUCGAACAGAGAAGUAUCGAUCCGCGCAGUGAGGAUUGCCCGAUUGCCCCUCUGAUUUUGGCCAGCAAAUACGGUAGAUUAGAGGCUGUCAAACAUCUCAUCCAGCUUGGUGCGAAUGUAAAUGUUACCUCCAAGUGCGGUUCAACGCCAGCACUAAUUGCGUGUAGCCGAAAGGAUUCCGAAAUGAUUCAAUAUUUGGUGGAGAAAGGUGCCGACGUUAGCAAACCGAAUAGCAGAGGUGAAACUUGUUUCUUUAACUGGAUAAAAUCGCUUCCGUAUGGUUUUGAAAAUCGGGAUAAGAAAAUCAUUCAACUGUUGUUGAAAUACGGAGCUGACCCAUUCGUAUCGUGUGGCGGAAAAGACGCUCUCCAGUUUUUGUGUACGAAACGGAAAUUUCCAAUGGUAGCUUACCUUAUGGAACAUAUCAAUUACCCACUAGAGAAAAUAGCCAACACAAUCGAGCUGGUCGGAGCUAUAAUGGGCUUGGUUUAUAAUAAUCAGGUUGCUGCAGUUGCUUGGUGGCGAAAGUCUUUUCGCUUUCGGAUGAACGGUACCAAUAACAUCCAGAAACGGCCAGUAAUUCCUCCACAAUCGAUCUACGGAAAUGUUCUUGAAUUCCAAACCCUUGCCGAGUUGGAACAGAUCGCCGUUAGUCGUGACGCGAUAGUUAUUCAAAGUUUGUUGAUUUUUGAGAGGAUAUUAGGAGUUCACGACCCCGAUACCUUGGUGUAUAUGAUAUUAUUCGGUCAUUACUGCCAACAAAACAAACGAAUGCAGAUGUGUGUGGAUGUGUGGAUGUUGGUGCUGCUGAGACAAAAAGACGCCAUAAUGGGAUCUAUUGUUUUGGGUACUGUACAGAGAAUUACGGGCUUCAUGCUGAACUUAAUCCAUGGAAGAAAUUCGAUUGUACCACGAUUUGGCGACGCUUGGACCGUAUUUCAGAUGUUGGCCCUGAACGCCAUCGAGUCUCGUCAGUUGGUAAUGACCGCGGAACAACAGAGAUACUUUGAUCGCACAGUCCAUUACAUAUCGUAUCUAAUCGAUGUCCUGCUCUCCGUUGCUCAAAGCGGCGGAGAACGUAAAAUGGUCAAUGAUCUCGUUCGGAUACUGGUCCACAAAAAUAUUCGAUGCAUAACGACAGGUGAAACACUGUUACAUCUGUCCUCUAAAUGUGGAAAUUUUGAGUAUCCUUUGGGUGGUUCUGGUUUCGAGCAGAUGUUCCGCAAUGGAAACGUGACAAAGUUGCUGCUGGAGUGCGGUGCCCAUAUUGAUCUACCGGAUGCGUUCGGCAUUCGGUCGUCAGAUCUACUCGCAAAAAAUCCAUACAACAAAAUUUUCCUGAUCGACCACGUCUCACUCGAAUGCCUUUGUGCAAAUUUCAUAGUCGCGAAAGGAAUUCCCUAUCGGGACCUUGCUCAGGUGGUGCGGGAUCAAGAACUUGCCGUCGUAGUAUACGAAUUUGAUAUUGAAGUUCAUGACUUGGAGACCUGA
Molecule: messenger RNA, 1728 nt
Organism: Toxorhynchites rutilus septentrionalis
Lineage: Eukaryota; Metazoa; Arthropoda; Insecta; Diptera; Culicidae
Product: protein fem-1 homolog C-like
Exons: 2
Coding region: 1-1728 (575 amino acids)
Cellular component (GO): cytoplasm; nucleus
Molecular function (GO): protein binding
Source: RefSeq, a predicted model, not a curated record